Molecule: messenger RNA, 2746 nt
Organism: Megachile rotundata (alfalfa leafcutting bee)
Lineage: Eukaryota; Metazoa; Arthropoda; Insecta; Hymenoptera; Megachilidae
Product: RAS oncogene family member Rab30
Molecular function (GO): GTPase activity; GTP binding
Source: RefSeq, a predicted model, not a curated record
AAUCGGGUUAGAGUCGGGUUGAGGUGAGCGCCCUUACGGUGGAAACACCAAAGUUUUAGUUGAACUCUACCCUAUAAAAUUGUAGGGUAGCGUUCACUUGAGGUUCAGUGGAAACGACAAAAGUCGAGUUCAUGUUGCCAAUAUAGCAAAUCCUAAUUGCAUUGUGUAUCACGUGUUGUAUUAAUUGGUGUAGACAAGAAUAUGGUAGUUGACUUUGUGCAGUUGGUAAUGUUCAACCCUGCCGCAACUCCAACCCGCGACUCAAACCCGACUCUAACCCGAUUUGAACCCUCGGUGGAAACUUAGUCAAUGGCGGGGACAAGAGAAAACGUCAUUUUGACAGAAUGGCAGAAAGUCUAAUAGGUCUAGAAAGUCAGUUACAAUUUUUGUUAAGUAUGUAUUACUGUUUAGCUUACAAAAAUGGAAGGUUGUGUAUUCAUUGAAUCACAGGAAAACAGGAAACGAAGAACGAUGUCAUAAACAGUUUCCUUUUAUGCGAUUAGAAAAAAAUAUUGGACUUUUUGAUUGAAGAAAGUAUAUUAUAAAAUUUCGAUUUGUCGUCAAGGUGAACGAUUGUGAAAAUCGAACGUGUGGUGUUUGCAAAUGCAUCAUUAGUUUUACAUAAGGUUCCUGACCGUAAUACGGUACAGAUGUGAUGGAGGAUUACAAAUUUCUCUUCAAAGUUGUGCUCGUUGGAAAUGCAGGCGUCGGCAAGACUUGCCUCGUGCGCAGAUUUACCCAGGGAUUAUUUCCACCUGGUCAGGGUGCAACAAUUGGUGUUGAUUUUAUGAUUAAAACUGUAGAAGUAGAAAAUGAGAAAGUUAAGCUUCAAAUUUGGGAUACUGCUGGACAAGAAAGGUUUCGUUCAAUAACACAAAGUUAUUAUAGGUCAGCUCAUGCUUUAAUUUUAGUUUAUGAUAUUUCUUGUCAACCUACAUUUGAUUGUUUACCAGAUUGGUUACGAGAAAUUGAAGAAUAUGCAAGUAAUAAAGUUCUUAGGAUAUUAGUAGGUAAUAAAAUAGAUCGGGAAGACAGAGAAAUACCAACACAUGUAGGAGAAGAUUUUGCACAAAGACAUGGAAUGUACUUUUUGGAAACUUCUGCCAAAGAAGCUGAAAACGUAGAACGUUUAUUCAUGGAAAUAGCAGCUGAGCUCAUGGAGCAAGCACGUAGUAAAGAACUACCUAGAUAUGAAACAAAUACCACCUCAAUAAAUGGAAAAACAACAUCAAUUGGUGAUACAAGUAAUUGUGGUUGUAGUAGACUUUCUUAAGUAGUUUUUAUAUGUAUUAUUAAGUCAUUCACCAAACAUAAUUUCAGUUGCUAAAUAUGUAUGUAGAAUAUUAUCAUACAGUUUUUAUAGAAUAUGGAAGUUAAAUACAAUAUUAGUCAAUCUUCUAUAACAAAAAGAAUCUAAUACUAGAACAUCUUUGAUAUUAUAUGUUAGUAUCUAGUGUUAUAUCAUGCAGAUUAUAUUGACAAUUCUGUUGGAGAAGAUAUUAAAUGCUUAAAAUUAAAAUGAACUUUAAAUAUGUUGGUAGGUAUUUGUUUAUGAAUACGUUUUUACGAGAGAAAAGAAUUUUUCUGUCAUGGUUUUAUAUAAUUGCAUUAUUCAAAUAACAUAAGUUAGUAACCUGUAUUUGGGCAUUUAAUACUGCUUUCACAAGCAGAAGUUUGGAAUAUUUUUUAUAGUAUUUUUUGUUAUGUCGGAAAGUACAAAUAGAUAUUUCGUAUUUGGUGACUGAAUAUAAAGUCAUUAUGGAUAUAAGAUUUUUACUAAAAAGUGUAAGCCUAAUGUUGUUCAGGAUUUUUUCAGCAAUUUUAUUACAUUGCUACUAAACACAACUGACUUUUGAUAUAAAAAAAUAGGCAAUUCUAUGUGUUAAUGGUGUAUGUAGAAAUUAAUGAAAAUGAUUACAGCUUACUUUUUAUUUAGAUUAUUGUUUAUUGUAAUAAGCGAGUAAGAUUUUUGAAAUCUUACCAAUUGCAUUUACAUAGCCAAAGUUUUGUUGUACUCUUAAGAUUUUAUCUGAGUUUUAAGAAAGGGAUAAUUAAUGUUUUUCCGUCUGUGUAUUGUUUAAUGUUAUAUUUUAUAGAUCUUUUAUUAUUUAUAUUUAUAAAAAAAAAGAUAUAUUUAUUAUUCGCAUUAUUGUACUAAUAACGUAAUUUUCUUAGCACAUCACUCUAGUCUUUAUAACUUUUUAUACUAAGUACAGAAAAUUAAUCAUAAGUUAUACAUGUUUCAUAUUAUUUUGCAAUUGUGUUAUCACGCAAUGAGCAUCUUCUAUUUUUACAUAUAUUUUUCUACGAAAAUAAUUACAUGCACGUUUUAUAAUUAUUUUCAUUAAUUUUAUCUCAUCUAACGAUUUCAAUAAUGAAAUAAAAUUAUAUGUAAAUGUUCUUUUUAACUACCGUGUUUGUUAGUACUUUAUAGCUUAAACUUAAUUUUUAUUACGAGAUUUUUAUGCAAUUUUUAACAAGAACUAAAAAAUUAUAUCGUAUUUCUCUUACUUUAAAUACAUAAUGACAUCAUAUAUUGUAUUACAUAAUAGUGAUUGUGAUUCUUGUAUAAUUAUAAUGUUCUAACAAAAAACGGAGCUUCAAGUUGCCGUCACUGUGCAAUAUUUUAUUGUUCAUAAUGUAUACGUUUUAAACAAUAUACAACACGAACAAAAAAUUUGUAAUAAAAUUACACUGAUAAAACAUAUCAGUUUGUGUAUAGAUAAAAGGAUAACUAUAAAAUGCA